Cucurbita maxima (winter squash) is the source of this 1224-nucleotide messenger RNA. Its product is annotated as extensin-3-like. Gene Ontology annotation, biological process: plant-type cell wall organization. Gene Ontology annotation, molecular function: structural constituent of cell wall. The transcript has 2 exons. The coding region runs from base 18 to 1019 and encodes 333 amino acids. NCBI's taxonomy places the organism in Eukaryota, Viridiplantae, Streptophyta, Magnoliopsida, Cucurbitales, Cucurbitaceae. The record is from RefSeq and is a predicted model, not a curated record.
UUGAGAGAUACAAGGAUAUGGGAGAAUCCAAGUGUUCGAUGGCAUAUCUCGUAGCUACUGUUUUGGUGGCACUUUUGAGUUUUACGUCGGUGAUCGCUAUUGAUUAUAGCUACUCUUCUCCACCGCCUCCUUACUAUGUGUAUAAAUCUCCUCCUCCGCCGGUUUAUCAUUCACCCCCGCCACCGAAGGUAAAAUAUGAGUACAAAUCGCCACCUCCUCCAGUUUAUUACUCUCCUCCGCCUCCGGUUUAUCACUCUCCACCGCCUCCUGUUUACCACUCUCCUCCCCCACCUGUCUAUCACUCGUCCCCUCCUCCUGUUUAUUAUUCUCCACCACCAAAGAAAGAGUAUAAAUCGCCACCACCUCCAGUUUAUUACUCUCCUCCACCACCGGUUUACAAGUCACCGCCACCUCCAGUCUACCACUCUCCACCACCUCCAGUCUACCACUCUCCACCACCUCCAGUUUAUCACUCUCCUCCACCACCGAUUUACAAGUCACCGCCACCUCUAGUUUACCAUUCUCCUCCUCCACCUGUUUAUCACUCCCCUCCGCCACCAAUUUACAAGUCACCGCCACCUCCAGUCUACCAUUCUCCUCCUCCACAAGUUUACAAAUCACCACCACCUCCAGUUUACUACUCUCCUCCUCCACCAGUUUACAAGUCACCGCCUCCUCCAGUUUAUUACUCUCCUCCUCCACCAGUUUACAAGUCACCGCCUCCUCCAGUUUACCAUUCUCCUCCCCCACCCGUUUAUCACUCACCACCACCUCCAGUUUAUUACUCUCCUCCACCACCAGUUUAUAAGUCACCGCCUCCUCCAAUUUACCAUUCUCCUCCCCCACCUGUUUAUCACUCUCCACCUCCUCCCGUUUAUUAUUCUCCACCUCCACCAAAGGUGUACAAAUCACCACCUCCACCUGUAUACUACUCUCCUCCCCCACCCGUUUACAAGUCUCCUCCACCACCUAAGAAGGACUACGAGUACAAGUCUCCACCUCCUCCUCAAUACUAUUAGAUGCACGAACAUUUUACUAUUCCAUUGAGGGAAACAAAGAGAAUAUUAGUAUCAAAUAAAAGAGAUGGCCGAGUGAAGACGAUCCCUACACACAAAUCAUAGUCUCUGACUAAUUUACUACGUGUGAUAUAUGUUUGUUUCCAUAUUUAGUUUUUACGGUGUAUUCAAUAUUCUCGAUUAUAAUGAAGAUACUAAAAUUUUUAAU